GUGUGAGCUCUCAGUGGUCCGCCCGUCGGCACCAGUCCCCGGUCAGUGGGAGACCGGAGCUCCCAGUGUAACGGUCCCGGAGCGGGAGACAGGAGCCUUUACGCACGGAAUCCUUGAGGACAUGGAGUGCGUGGGAAGGACUCGGACUGUGUGAGAAGUUUGUCCCUCAGACAUGGAGCCGCAGACGAGAAGACGCGUGAAGUCCCUCUUCAUCAUCUUCAUCAUCUUCAUCACUCGAGCCUGUCUCUGAGGUGAGGAGGAGGAGGAUGAGACCCGCACCGCGCCUGGCGAGGACCGACGCGCUGCUCCAGGCUGGUUGUCUCUGAGCAGGAGCGAGUCUCUGUCUCCGGCUCUGAGGACACACAUCGAGACCCUGUGUCCCCGCUUCUGAUCCGCUGCGGCUGCGGGAACUGCGCAUGUGUUGCUUUGAUCCUUUGUUGCUCUGAUCCUUUGAAGACUGCAGGGAAACAAUAGUUGGCUCGUACGAGAACAUCUUGAACUCACAGGUGAUGUCUCUGCCUCAGAGAUUCAAACUGUGCACAGGCUUCAUCUCAUCUCACCCUGACAUGUCUGCACCUCGCGCCUCUUCACGCUGUUCCACUGCUGACACUUCACGUCUACUGGAAAUCCAGAAAUAAAAAGAGAAUAGAAACCCUCCUCCCCCCCCUGCUCUGCACACCAGGCUGAUCUCUGGGCUUCUGACUCACCAUGGGCACUGUACUGUCAUUGUCGCCCGGCUCUCGCAAGUCAGGCUACUAUGACAACCGCCCGGGCUCGCUCAGCCACUACCCGAGCAUCAGCAGCCGCUCGCUCAACAGCCAGAAGGACCGCGGCCUGAAGAGGGGCCAGUCCAUCUUCCUCCCGGCGCUCACGUGGAAGCGACUGGUGGCCUCCACCAAGAAGAAGGGCAACUCCAAGAAGGGCCCCGGCUGCCCGGCGGCCCUCGGGGAGCCGCUCAACAACAACAACAGCAUCAACAUCUACCAAAAUGACCCUUUGCUGCACCUCAACUGCGAGAAUGUGAAGAAGUCGUUGUCCUGUGCCAACCUGAGCAGCUACGAGGGCCCAGCGGGACUGGGCCUGGGUCUGGGCUACGGGAUGGGGCUGGGUCAGGGGCACGGAUACGCCUACAGCAAAUCCCAGCUGCUCUCCUCUGUGUCCUACUCCUACAUGGGCAACGAGAUCUCCUACCCGCUCAAGCCCUUCCUGGUGGAGGUUGUUUUUUACACCCAAACGAGAAUAAAUGCGUCACAACAGGAGAAUCGUGGAUCUGAUCUGUUUUAUAAAUACAAACUAGAAUCAACAGGUGUGUUUCCUACAAACUGUGACAGCAUGUGGCCUGUAGGUGGCGCUGCAGCAGCAGGGAAAAGAUAACCCUCUGCUCGUGACCUGAUCUAUUAUCAGACAUAGUAAAGUUAAUGAUCCUAAAGUGUUAGGGUUAAUAAAAGAUAUUAGUCAUAAGACUGUAAUACAACUAAGUGAAAAUGUUUGAUGAAAAAGAAGAAGAAAGGACAAAAUAAAAUGCCAACUGCACAUUUCUAUGUAUAUAUACGUAUGCGUUUUUAUAAAUAUUUCCUUUAGUUAUUGUCAUUCUCUCGUCGCCCUCAUUCAGACCCAGCUAAUGCUGUAAAAAGUGAAUUUCCCCAGUGUGUGGAUCGAUAAAGUUUUAUCUUACCUUAUCUAAACACUAAAUGCACAGAGACGUGUGUUUGCACCUACAACCUCACAAACUUCCACAUACCUAUAUCAUAAGAUAUAUUAAAUAUCAUUUUGACACAACACACUUCUACUACAUUUUAUUUAUCUAGGAGUUAAUCUAGUAGUUAAUCUUUUCUUUUACAUUUACCACAAACCCUGAAUCUGAAUCAAACAUUCAGAGCAGGACAUUUUAAAAGACUGAUCCCUGGUUGUCCACUAGAGAGCAGUAUCACCAAAUAAUAGACUGAAACCUCUGAUUCAGUCAAACAGAAACAUUUUGGAUGUAGAGUUGUGUCAUUCAUAAAUGUCUGAUUGAAAUAGAGUUGUGUGUGGAAAACUUAAAAAUCCUUUCCUGUUUUGUCAUUUAAUCUAAAACAAUGCAUCACAUUUUGACAUUUCACAAACUCCUUGUAGCUUGUUGUGUAACAUCUUUGUUUGCAGAGUAACUCCAGAUGUCAGAUGAAUAUUAAAAGUACAAUAUUUACAUCUGGAAUGUUCUGAAAAUGCAUUCAUGCCAUACAAUGGAAAUACCAUACCGGUGAAGUAACAGAACUUCAACGCAAUCAAUGUUAGUGUGGAACCCCUCCCACACAUAAUCACAUGUUUGCUGAGAUAAACAAUUCAGAAAAAAAACUUGGUCUCUUUCCCUGUUUAAUCAGGGAUGUCAUCACAUCAGGCCCUGAUUUUGAUGUUAAAUAAAAGCCUGAAACAUCCCAUAAUCC
Messenger RNA from Limanda limanda (common dab), 2420 nucleotides. RefSeq lists its product as uncharacterized. Gene Ontology annotation, cellular component: protein kinase 5 complex. Bases 709 to 1374 code for a protein of 221 amino acids. The record is from RefSeq and is a predicted model, not a curated record. Gene Ontology annotation, molecular function: cyclin-dependent protein serine/threonine kinase activator activity. NCBI's taxonomy places the organism in Eukaryota, Metazoa, Chordata, Actinopteri, Pleuronectiformes, Pleuronectidae. The transcript has 2 exons.